AUGAGUCGUCGUUCCCCGAGGACUAACCCCCUGGUGACCCUGGUGACCCUGGUGACCCUGCCGCCCCUCAGCGUGGGGCUGGACCGGUAUGGCGGCGGGGAAGGCACUGCGUUCUAUGCCUAUUCGCCGAACAAAUUCACGCUGAAGACUCUGGCGGUGUGGACUGGCACGGUAAAUUUGGGCUCGAGCACUGUCCUCAAAGGCAUCAAGUUUACGUGGUUUGGCUGGGAGGAUCGGAGCAAGUCUUCCUUUACCUUUCAGGAGGGAGAGACGGUCAAAUCGUUGACUAUCCGUGCGGCGGCCCACGUUGACUGUAUCAAGUUUGAGACGAGCCAAGGGCGUCGGUUCAGUGCGGGAGGCACCGGGGCCACUGCCUACCAGCUUGGGGCUGGCUACAUCACUGGUGCGGAGGGAAGCGCGGCCGACGAGAUUGACAAGCUCGGCAUUGGGCUCAGUGAAACCGAUUCCUAUCGCAAUUGA
This is a messenger RNA of Aspergillus uvarum CBS 121591, 480 nucleotides long. RefSeq lists its product as uncharacterized. The transcript has 2 exons. Lineage: Eukaryota; Fungi; Ascomycota; Eurotiomycetes; Eurotiales; Aspergillaceae. The coding region runs from base 1 to 480 and encodes 159 amino acids. The record is from RefSeq and is a predicted model, not a curated record.